GCUAAGCAACCCUGUUGUAUUGCUUUUCGCGUAAUUUUGCCGUAUUUUGAGCGUCGCAUAAUUAAUUUAUAUCUCGGAACUUUACUGCACAAAAUCCAUCUUAGGAGCUUAUGACUUCCGUUCGGAACAAAGCAACAUUUCGAAAAAUUGUAUAAUAAAGAAAAAAACAACUGUUCGCCAAACGAGUUUGUCGUAUCCAUAAUAGCAUGGUUGAUCUCGAGACGGUAGUUGCGCCAGCAGAGGCUUCAGCUAUGAACAGCGCCACUGGACUCUGCCGCCUUUGUUUGCGUCACGAUAAAACGAUUGUGAAUAUCUUUGAGGAAGAAUUGGAGCCAGCUGCAGAAAACGCGCCUUUGCCCGAGGGUGCAUCGAAAAAAAUGCCAAUGGUGGAACGGCUAUUUGACUUGUUGGGUGUAAAGUUUCAGCAUUCAGCGUCCUUGCCGAGUAGUAUCUGCCAGCGUUGUUUUGCAAUGAUCGAGGCGUUCACCAAUUUUCGUGAAAAUGUGCAGAGAUGCGAGACUGAGUUGCAGCGUUGGCUGGAGCAUAACAAAAAAAUAGUAGAUAGUGACGAUCAACGUGCGGGCUUGAAUGGUAAUCCAGGAGAAUUUGAGCCUGAAGUUGACUGCAUAAUCACCGAAGUGGAUCCCAAUCAAGAUUAUGAAAGUUCGGAAGAUGAGUUUUCCAUGGAAUCAGAUUCUGAAACCGAGGAGCAGCUGACGUCAGCCACACACACAAUGCAAAAUACACCAAAUGCAGGAUCAAAGUUAUCACAGCAGCAAACAAAUGAGUUUACCGAUACGCUAACGACAUCCGUACCAAUAACAACGGGAGAAGCGCAAAAAUUCGAUACUUCGCUGCCUGCUCCGGAAACAACACCCUCCGGCACACCAAUGCCAGGUGGCGACUCGUUUGUUACCGGUGAAAUAGUGAUAAAGAAUACCUACCUUUGUCAGUAUUGCGACAUGGCUUUUACAACGCAAUCUGAAUGUCAGGAUCAUGAAUCACAACAUGAUAGUGCAGCGCCUUACGUGUGCAGCUUCUGUUCACAACGCACAUCGAGUCGGCAAAAUUUGAUUUAUCACAUCAAAGAAUUACACGAUCCAGAAAGACCAUAUGUGUGUGCGUUCUGCAAAAAAGGUUUUUGUCGGCGUUCGGAUUUGAAGAAACACACAAUCGUACACACAGGUGUACGCCCAUUCUCAUGUCCAGUAUGCGCAAAGAGCUUCUCACGCAAUACCAACUUAACCAAACAUAUACGCAUUCAUAGCAGUGUAAAGCCACACGUUUGUACGCGCUGCCCGCGUUCGUUCUCAAGUGCGUCCGAAUUAAUGCGUCACAUACGUUCACACACCAAUUCAAAGCCAUUCCAGUGUAGUCGUUGUCCCAGCACAUUUGCACGUAAAGACAAACUACACCUGCACGAGCGAACGCACCUACGUCGUGACUCCGAAUUUCUACUCAAUCAAAGUAAUGAUACACCACCAAGCGGUAAUAAUAAAAGUGAAGAGGGUGGUGGUGGUGGUGGUGUGAUUGGUCAAACAGAAAAUAUAGUUGUUGCUCUUAAUCCGUACGGUGAACCCGAAUCAACACAGCCACCGCAUGCAAAUAUGUCCUCGCCACAAGAUCAAUAUCGCCAGCAUAGCAUACUAGCAGCGCAGUUACAACAGCGUCCGGUGAUGCCAAAGCCACCGCCGCAUAAGCCAUCGCAUCCGCGCAAUUUCACCUGCACGAUUUGCCAGAAGUCAUUCACACGUGAACGUGACUUACAGCGACAUCAGGCACUACAUUUGGACACCCUCUUUACGUGCAAGCAAUGCGGCAUCGGUUUCAAUAGGCGCGAGAAACUCGCACGCCACGAAUUGGAAUUCCACGCGCCCCAAUAUCCAUGUGAUGUCUGUCGCAUACAAUUCUCAAAGCGCGACGAAUAUGAGAGACACAUGAAAAUGCAUGAACUGCAGCAGAAUGCGGUUAUGGCUACACAAGCUGCCAUCAGUGCCACAUCGGGCAUAGGGGGAGCGCCCGCAAGUAAUAUUCUCGGCCUGGCAGGUGGCCCCAAUACUGCUGGCGCUAUCAAUUUAGUCACAAAUGCGUCUGGCGUUUGCCCGCCACCUCCGCCGGUGCCGUUGCCAAAAGAUAUGUCAGUGUCACAACAUCGACCAUCAGCCGCCGACAUGUCGUUCUACAGCCAGCUGGUGCCAACCAUGAAUCUGGGAUUUUAUAGUGAGACGCGACCGGAAGAUCGUAAUGGUAUAUAGAGUGAGGAGUGUUGGCGUGCACAUGAAUCGCAUUUAAUUAUAGAAACGUAGGCAGUACGUUAAACUGUUAGUUUUAAUAAUUAGACAUAGUCAACUGUUUGGUUUUUUUUUUUCAAUUAUUAUCCAGAAGACAACAUUUAUCUUAAUUAUAUAGGUAUGCAUGAUAUAUCAUGAAAUAAAUUCCUUCUAUAAUUAUCUAAAUUCUAUCGAUUUCGAGACAUUUUAUUCAAUCACUCUCACACUCAAGAGAGCGCAAUUAUAAUUUUGUAAUAAAAUAAUAAAAAUUCCAGAGCCGACCAUAAAAUUCUGUGUGACCGAGUUUCGUGGUUGUGAUCAAGGUUGAUAGUGGACAAUAUGAUGACAAGAAUUCAUAAGGAGUGGCCUACGUCACAAGCUAAGGUACUCUUUUUGUAAAAAUAUCGUUAUAGUUUCUCAGUAGUUUCAGGUAUUUUGUUGCUUAUUUUUACUAAGAAUGCACCUCUUGAUGCCCUAUGGUCUACCAAGGAUUGAGGACCGGAAGAAAUAAUUACACCUCUAUGGUUUUAAUUCGCAUUCAGUAAAUUCAAACGCCUUUUAAAAUCUGUAAAAAGGUUUUCACUGCUAAGAAGAGCUGAGAGAAAAAAUAUGUAAUAUUUUUGCGUAACCUCAAAAGGAGUAAACAAUUAAAUUUGCACUUUUAAGAUAUAAAAUUUUAUAAGAACCAAUAAAUUUUAAUUAGCACUAAAAUCUUAUCAGAGAGACUUUGUUUGGGAAAUAUUUAGUAUAAUGUAUAUCGGAGGGUGUAUCCCUAUCUUAAAACUGAAAACCGCACCUGCCGGAGGCUUAUAGUUUUUAAGUAAUUUAAUGUUAAAUUUCUGUAAUUUAGCAAAAAGUUGGUGUUGCCAUACACCUGAAAUAAAAACCAAAUUCGUAUGCCGGGAUGUUCAGAGGAAGGUUC
This is a messenger RNA of Anastrepha ludens (Mexican fruit fly), 3192 nucleotides long. It is a transcript of the gene prg, whose product is annotated as zinc finger and SCAN domain-containing protein 2. The transcript is spliced from 2 exons. Bases 207 to 2255 code for a protein of 682 amino acids. Gene Ontology annotation, molecular function: zinc ion binding; DNA-binding transcription factor activity, RNA polymerase II-specific; RNA polymerase II cis-regulatory region sequence-specific DNA binding. Gene Ontology annotation, biological process: regulation of transcription by RNA polymerase II. Gene Ontology annotation, cellular component: nucleus. NCBI's taxonomy places the organism in Eukaryota, Metazoa, Arthropoda, Insecta, Diptera, Tephritidae. The record is from RefSeq and is a predicted model, not a curated record.